AUGUCAUUAAGAGUCUUUGGUAGUUCUUCUACAUUGUUUGCAAUUUUCGUGGCAAACAUUUCAAAAUCGACCGCUCCUCCACACGCAGAACAUCAUCAUUCCAAAAAGAAAGAACAAUACCAUCAUCAUUCUCAUCAAUUUCAAUACCAACAACCUAAAUCAAGAUAUCUUGCAUUCUCAAAGUAUAAUCGGAAAAUAGGCGAUGAGUCAAAUAUUACAAAGUCCAAAUCCAAAAAUUCAAAGACAAGCAAACGAAAAUAA
Molecule: messenger RNA, 261 nt
Organism: Funneliformis geosporum
Lineage: Eukaryota; Fungi; Glomeromycota; Glomeromycetes; Glomerales; Glomeraceae
Source: the annotation of a GenBank genome assembly